AUGACAAUAGGGACAUGGAAUGUCAGGACCCUCCUGGACGUGAACAACUACAGGCCAGAGAGAAGAACCGCUCUUAUCACCCAAGAACUAGCCCGGCUAGAUAUAGACAUAGCUGCCUUGAGUGAGACAAGACUCUCAGGUGAGGGACACAUUAGCGAGGUACGUUCAUGGUACACCAUCUUCUGGAAGGGAAAGGAUGCAGGAGAACCACGCAUCCAUGGUGCAGGAUUUGCCGUAAAAACGAAAAUAGUGAAAGAUCUUCGACUUACACCUGUCUCAAUUAAUGAAAGGCUGAUGACUCUUAGAGUACCCAUUGGUUCAGACAGAUUCAUCACCUUCGUCUCUGCAUAUGCUCCUACUUUAGACAGUGAUGAAGACACAAAGAAUGAGUUCUACCACCAACUGAACAGUACUCUCUCUAAAAUACCCAUUCAAGAUAAAUUAAUUUUACUUGUUGAUUUCAAUGCCAGAUUGGGAAGGGACAACCGUUUUUGGAGAUACGUCAUGGGUAAACAAGGGGUGGUAAACUGCAAUGAAAAUGGGUUGUUACUUCUUGGUCUAUGUGCUGAGCACGAGCUUGUCAUCUCCAAUACCCAAUUCCGUUUGCGUAACCGCUAUAAGACCACAUGGAUGCACCCACGCUCCAAACAUUGGCAUCUUAUAGACCACGUUAUUACGCGACAGCGUGACAAGAAAGACAUUCUCAUCACAAAAGCAGCACUAAACAUCGAUGAGUGCUGGACUGACCAUAGACUUUUAGUCAGCCGUUUGAGAGUACCAAAGUAUCGCAAGCCACGAUCCCACUUUUCAAACGUACCACGCAGAAAAUUCAACAUAAGCAACCUGAACAACAAAAACGUUCGCUCACACUUCCAAGACAUACUGUCUGAACAACUUAACAAAGCUCCAGCAGCCACAUAUGACGUCGAACAAGAAUGGACCACAUUAAAGAACAUCAUCAAAGAAACUGCUGAGAAUGCUGUUGGUUUUAGUGCACGGAAAAGAAGUGACUGGUUUGAUGACAACCAUGGAGAAAUCCAAGCCAUCAUCAAUGCAAAGAGGGAUGCUUACCUAUCCCUUGCUCAAGAUCCGUCCUGCGCAGAAAAGAUAGCACACUUUCAAGAACUCAAGCAGAAAUGUCAAAGUGAAAUACGAGUAAUCAAGAACAAAUGGUGGCAACAGAAAGCCACAGAACUCCAAAAUCUUUCCGAUGCAAGGAACCUGCGUGGCUUCUACGCUGGUAUUAAAGAGCUGUAUGGACCUAUCCGCUCCUCAUCAGGAACACUGAAAGCUGUUGACAACCCCACCAUUCUUACUGAAAGUCAGGACAUCUUAAAUCGUUGGAAAGAGCACUUCAGCUCACUGUUAAACCACCCUUCUACUGGCACUGGAGAUUUUCUCAAAAAUGUCCCACAGCACCCUCCAAAACCCUGGAUGGCUGAUCCUCCAACUUUUCAAGAAUUUUGCAAUGCACUCAAGAGUGUGAAACCUGGGAAGGCUCCUGGACCUGACAGCAUCCCGAUGGAGCUUAUUGAGGGAUCGUACGGCGCCAGCAGAUGGCACGCGUGCUCGACGCGUCACGUGUGGAGGCGCCUGCGUGUGUGCGUGCCGGCUCGCGUACGUGCGUGCACGCGGCUGCGCGAACCGGGCGGCGCGUGGCCGACGCGCCCGUUUCCGGGCCGCCGCGCCGCCCGUAACAAAACCCGGGCCGGCGGCGAACUCCGAGGUCGCGCGCUGCGGGCACCGCUGCUGGCUCGUCGUGCCGCGCUGUGCUUGCCUGGGCUGCGGGGAAGCGUGUGGGCGUAG
Schistocerca piceifrons (Central American locust) is the source of this 1806-nucleotide messenger RNA. RefSeq lists its product as uncharacterized. Gene Ontology annotation, cellular component: nucleus. Bases 1 to 1806 code for a protein of 601 amino acids. The transcript has 2 exons. Gene Ontology annotation, biological process: chromatin remodeling. The record is from RefSeq and is a predicted model, not a curated record. Gene Ontology annotation, molecular function: catalytic activity. Lineage: Eukaryota; Metazoa; Arthropoda; Insecta; Orthoptera; Acrididae.